GUAGUUUCCCUUGUAUGCUUCCGUUGAGCUUGCGCGUCCUUGUCUUGCGCUCCAAUAGAUUCCAAGGAGACUUGAGAUGUAGUAAGAGUUGGCCGGAUCUUCAAAUUCUGGAUAUAUCUUCAAAUGAUUUCAGUGGCCGUUUGAAUUUGCUAAACUUCUCGAGUUUGAGAGGAAUGAUGCUACAAAGCCCUACACAUCGGAGGCUCAACCGGUCGAACUCUAAUUUUUUAGGUUACUAUAGUUUCUACCACAAUGAGGUGACACUAACGGUGAAAGGGAUUGAGGUGAAGCUCGUGAAGAUUUGGCCUGACUUUACAUCCAUUGAUAUGUCUUCCAAUCGUUUUCAAGGAGAAAUACCGGGCGCGAUUGGGAUGAUCCCAACUGGCCGUCAGUUCCAAACGUUUUCGGCUGAUCUGUUUGAAGGAAACGCGGGGUUAUGUGGUUUCCCACUUGACAGAAGUUGCAGCAGCUCUCAUGGACCCGGUUCAAUGCCAUCACAACCGGAAGAUGAGGAGAUUGAGUGGGAAUAUGUGUUUGCUGCAUUUGGUUAUGUUGUGGGAUUCGGAAGCAUAGCAUGGACAUUGUUAUGUUGCAGAAGCUUGAGAGAAAGAUACUUUGAGAAGAUAGAAGAGGUUGUUGACAAGAUAUUCUUUGAGAGAAGAAGGAGAAGAAGACAGGAAAGAAGAGUAAGAAGAAGAGCAGAGAGGAGGAAUGGUGUUAGGAAACAACAUCAGUGAGGUUUAUUAUUUAUUAAGCAUUUUGGUUUGUUUUUAAUUAGCAUAUGAUGAGUGUGAACUAUACUUUGAAAACAUGAUGCAAACCAACUGGUGUGCUACAUAUCCAU
Molecule: messenger RNA, 844 nt
Organism: Salvia hispanica
Lineage: Eukaryota; Viridiplantae; Streptophyta; Magnoliopsida; Lamiales; Lamiaceae
Source: RefSeq, a predicted model, not a curated record